Molecule: messenger RNA, 531 nt
Organism: Lactuca saligna
Lineage: Eukaryota; Viridiplantae; Streptophyta; Magnoliopsida; Asterales; Asteraceae
Source: the annotation of a GenBank genome assembly
AUGUCAUCAUCUUCUCUUACUUACACAUCUGCACUCGGUGGUUCUUUGUCUAGAAGCACCACUCCCGAACCACAAAUCGUGGCUUGGUUAACUAAUCCUUGCAUUCCUGCUGCCGGAGGCAGGGUUAACUCUAGUCCAUCUGAACCAUCCGACCUAGCAGCAAGCAUGAGUCUAUCAGCAGAUGGUCUGACAAAUCAAGAAAAAGAGAUUGAUGACCAGAAUACCCAUAUCAAACAUCCAUACUUGAUCAACAAAGCUCUGGACAGUCAGGUUAAGACCAAGGUCUAUAUUAAGGCGCUUUUGGCUAAAAUACGUGAAGGAACAGUAGAAGUGAAUGCAAACAAUGGCACCAUCAGUGGUGUUCUUGUAACUGUGGGAUAUCUUGCUAGAGUGGAGGAUUUUGAUGAGUUUGAGCAUGUUGAUAUGUUAUACAACACCUUAUCACUAGACAAAGUAGAAGCUCUAGAAGAUCUUGUUAUCAUUGGUCCACCUGGCCUCGUGAAGGGCGUUGGUGCUACUGUUUAUGUCUAA